UAUAAUAAAAGAUGAAGAAAACUCCUAUCAAAUUGACAAUCGUAUUGUGAUUACUCUUAUUUACUCAUUUUUCUCAGGGAAAAUGGGAAUAUUUUACAAAAGCAAAGGAAAAGAUAAAAAGCGCAUGAAAUUUUGUUAAAAAUGCUACUGCCAAUGCUUCCAACAAAAUUGCUGAAACUAUCACGAAAACAAAAGAUAACAUUCUAAACUCAGAAACUGUAGAAUAUUUUACUGGAAUCAAUAACAACGAAGCAGAUCUUGAAGUUUAUGAUUACAAGGAAUUUAUCGAAAAUUAUCAACUAAGCCUUAAUACUACCAGCUCGUCUAAAGCUAAUAACUGAGCUCCUGAUGUUUCGAUUUGCACAGACAAUGAAUACGAUCAAAAGCAUGAAUGCCAAGAUCCCCCUCUAAUUUGAGAAGUGUCAGAAUUGUCAGCAUCAAUAAUAGAAGGUGAUUUCUCUAAUUCAACAAGAAAAGUAGUCAAAUUUUUAAACUUAACUCCAAACUCUAUUCAAGAAGUAGAAUAUGAUAAUGACGAACCAGAAGUAGUGAUCUGUAUAUCUGGGUUCACUAGUCAAAAGGAUGACUACACCAAAACUUGGGAGGGAGUAAUCAAAAAUAAAGAUCCUCAUAAGGAAGUUUUUGCCUUUAAAUGGCCUUCAAAUGAUGUAUGGGGUUACUUUAAAGAAUUGUUUGGCAAUGCUCGUGCUCAUAGGAAAAUCUUUAGUUUUGCUACAAAAUCAGGGAAGCUUCUGGCGCAUGCUUUGAUAAUGGGCUAUCCUAAACGUUUCUCGAAGGUUACUUUCGUCUCAUUCAGUCUUGGCUGCGAAGUUGUGAGGUCAUGCCUUGAGGAACUUCAUAGACUCAAUGCUACUAAAAAUUUUAUAGAAGAAGUAUAUUUAAUGGCAGGAGCGACAGAAAUAGCUCCUAAAGAUUAUGAAAUAUUUAGCAUCAUCAAUAAAAAGCUUGUCCAUAUUUAUACUCCUUUAGAUUGGAUCCUUAAGUGGAACAAAUUUGUAGAAAGUGCAGAUCCAAUAGGAAGAAAAACUCUAAAUAAGAAACUAAAAAGAAACAUUGAAAGCUUGGGAAUUGAAGUAGAGCAGUACGAUAUCUCUGAAAUUGCGGAUGGGCAUGGCAAAUUCAGAGGAAAGUUGGAUUUGAUCAUGAGAGAAUCUGAAUUUCAUUAA
Moneuplotes crassus is the source of this 1187-nucleotide messenger RNA. Lineage: Eukaryota; Ciliophora; Spirotrichea; Euplotida; Euplotidae. The record is from the annotation of a GenBank genome assembly.